This is a messenger RNA of Purpureocillium takamizusanense, 354 nucleotides long. RefSeq lists its product as uncharacterized. Bases 1 to 354 code for a protein of 117 amino acids. The record is from RefSeq and is a predicted model, not a curated record. NCBI's taxonomy places the organism in Eukaryota, Fungi, Ascomycota, Sordariomycetes, Hypocreales, Ophiocordycipitaceae. The transcript has a single exon.
AUGUCAUCAUGGUCGCCCACCAACCAACCAACCCCCGAGCGGGGAGUCCCGUCUCUUCCGUCGCAGCCGCUGCCACGAAACCCACCUGCGGUCAAGUCCGAAGAGCAAAAACUUCCCGCCGUGCCGGGCUUGCUUGCUUGCUCGCUUGGCUUGCCGUGUUGCGGCUUUCCAUCAAAAGGGUUCCGUCACAAGCUCCUUACUCUACACCGUUCCGUCACCGUUUGUCCGUUUCCCCUCAUCGCAACGGUGGCGGCGGCGGCAAAGGCCAUCGUCUUGUCUGAUAGGAUGGUGAGAGAGAGAGAGAGAGAGAGAGAGAGAGGCACGCAAGCCACAAUGCCUGCCUGCCUGCCCUGA